Messenger RNA from Akanthomyces muscarius, 2769 nucleotides. RefSeq lists its product as uncharacterized. The coding region runs from base 1 to 2769 and encodes 922 amino acids. Gene Ontology annotation, biological process: DNA-templated transcription; regulation of DNA-templated transcription. Gene Ontology annotation, molecular function: DNA-binding transcription factor activity, RNA polymerase II-specific; zinc ion binding; DNA binding. The record is from RefSeq and is a predicted model, not a curated record. NCBI's taxonomy places the organism in Eukaryota, Fungi, Ascomycota, Sordariomycetes, Hypocreales, Cordycipitaceae. The transcript is spliced from 5 exons.
AUGGCACCGACUUCAGACAAUAGCUCCGAUGGGAGCAACUCGCCCUCGCCGCCACCCCUGAGCAAGACGGAGAGCAACGUGUCCGUCAAGAAGCGCAGCUCCGCAGACGGCGGCGUCGUCAAGGUCACAAAGCGCAGAGCCGCACGCGCAUGCGUCUCGUGUCGCGCCCGCAAGGUCCGCUGCGACGUGGUCGAAGGCGCACCCUGCGGAAACUGUCGCUGGGACAAUGUCGAGUGUGUUGUUCAAGAGAGCCGUCGGCGCAAGAAGAGCACCUUGGCGGCAAAUGCCGUGGGGCAGAGCACCCAAGCCGAGGCCCAGAUCCGUUGCAAGACGACGGCGACGACGACGACGACAGCCACCAACAGCAGCAAUAAUGCAGCCAACGACAGGGCGUCAUCAACCGUCAGCAGCGGCUACGCCAAUGCGGCGGACAAUGUCCCCGUCGCGCCCAUGCCCACGAAUGACCCGCGACGACAGAGCACCGCGUCGGCCUUUUCGUCGACGGCCAGCACCAGCAUGGACAGCCAGCUGGGCGGCCUCAUGCCCAACUGCGUGGUGGACUCGCACGUUCCCCAUUUCAUUUAUCAACGCUCCGGUUUCCGUCCAGACUUGCUGAGCCAUGGCUCCAUCGACCCUAGCCAGGCGAGCCCGACGUCGAGCAGCCUCUGGGGCGGUGACGGCAGCACCGUCAACCCCAACCGCCUCUUUGGCGACUCGGGCGUCGCCUCCUCCACGGCCGGCCUGCCCAGCCCGCUCGACCACUUCCAGUUCCACGCCGCGCCCCAGGCCACGCCCCAGCUCCCGCCGUUCCUGCGCCCGCUGCCCAGCAAGAUCACCCCGGAAGAUGUGAGCUAUCUCCAGAUGAAGGGCGCCCUGACGCUGCCCGCCAUCCCGCUCCAGAAUGCCCUGCUGCAGGCCUACGUCGAGUAUAUUCAUCCAUUUAUGCCGCUGAUGGACCUGCACCCCUUCCUCAGCAUCGUCAACAGCCGCAAUGGCUUCAAUGGCCAGAUGAGCCUGCUGCUCUACCACGCCGUGCUCUUCGCGGCCACGGCAUCGGUGGAUAUGAGACUCCUCCGCGAGGCCGGCUAUACAAGUCGCAAGGCUGCUCGUAAAGCCUUUUUCCAAAAGACAAGGCUGCUGUACGACUUCGACUACGAAUCAGACCGCCUGGUCCUGGUGCAGUCCCUGCUGCUCAUGACCUACUGGUAUGAGACGCCUGAUGACCAGAAGGAUACCUGGCACUGGAUGGGCGUCGCCAUUUCGCUGGCCCACACCAUUGGUCUGCACCGCAAGCCUGGCGCCAACUCCAUGACCAACAGCAAGCGCAAGCUCUGGAAGCGUAUAUGGUGGUCCUGCUUCAUGAGAGACAGGCUCAUUGCCCUGGGCAUGCGCCGACCCACCCGCAUCAAGGAUGAGGACUUUGACGUGCCCAUGUUGACGGAGAGCGACUUUGAGAUUCAAGCCUUGGCCGAGAACAACAGCCUGCUGCCCUCAGAGUGCGUCGUGAUCCGCGAUGUGGCCAUGCAGCGCGAGCUGGCGACCCUGUGCAUCUACAAGGCCAAGCUUUGCCUGGGCAUCAGCCACAUGCUCAAGACACAGUACUCGGUACUGAUCCGCGACAACAUGAAGCCUGAAAACACCACCAACAGCACCAUGAUGCUGUUUCCCAACAAGUUUGACAAUGUCGAUGCCGUCGACACCAUUGACGCCGAGCUGCGCGCUUGGGCCGACAGCCUGCCCGAGAGCUGCCAGUACCGCCCGCUCACACAGGCCGACAUUGAAGGCGGCCGUUCGACCGUCACGGUCCAUCGCACGCUGCUGCACAUGGCGCACCAGACAACCAUCUCGGCCCUCCACCGCCCGCAGUUCCUGCCCUCGUCGCCGACGCAGAUGCCCACCACCUCGCGCCAGGUGCAGGACAUGUCGCGCGUCAAGGUCCGCGACUCGGCCAUGCAAAUCACCCGCAUGGUCACGGAGCUGCACAACUUCCGCCUGGAAAAGUACCUCCCCACGACGGGCGUGACGGUGAUUCUCCCGGCCAUGAUCAUCCACCUGCUGGAGAUGAAGAGCUCCUCCAAGGAGGCUCGCGAGCGGGCCACGAUUGGCUUCCGCCAGUGCAUGCGCGUCAUGGAGAAGCUGCGCGAGAUUUACUCGGCCGCCGACUACGCCACCGGCUUCCUCGAUGCCGCACUGCGCAAGGCCGACAUCAGCGUUGGCUCCGGCAACAGCGGCGGCGGCAGCGGCAGCAGCGCCACCUCGGCCGCGCUCGCCCACCAAAUCAGCCAGAUGAACCAGAUGAACCAGUCCGCCGCCAGCGACAUGCUGCCCAGCGGCCUGCCGUUUGGCCUGUCGGUGCACACGCCGCCGCCCGAGACGCAGACGACGGCGAGCCUGCAGGAGGCGCUGUUCAGCAAGACGGCCAUGCUGCCGCCCAACACGGUCAACGCCGCGGCGCUGGAGCUGACGGACUCGCCGCCGCAGACCGACUUUGACGCGACGGGCCUGACGCCCAGCGCCAGCGGCCUCUCGGAGGAGCUGCCGCCGACCGAGGCGGACCCCAUGGACAUGGACUUUAUGGAGGGCCACGACGAGUUUGACUGGAACGCGGUGGCCGGCACCGACUUUGAUGUGGACCAGUUUCUACAGUUCCCCACGGAUGCCGGCAAGGGGUCCGCUGGCGAGGACAUGGCGAGUGCCUAUGGCAACAACGGAAACACAGCGGGAUCUUCGAUGGAAGAUGUCAAGAUGGGUAUUGAGGCAUCUGCAUAA